AGUUUGCUGUGCGCUGGGGCUCAGACACACACGGAGUGGUGAAGAGCUGCUGCUGAAGUCUCUGCCCUGCUGCCGCUUCCUCGCAGACACCCAGGAUCUAUCCAUCUGCACAUAUUUUUAGCCCCCGCCUUUUUCUUGCUGUCGUCCCCCUGCUUCCCCGUUCUCUCCAUCGUCUCAGUCUUGGAAAAUCCUUGGGGUUUCGGGGUCUGGGAUUUUUUGAUUUUUUUUUAAAUCUGGGUACCUUUCCCCCCUUCUUCUUUUCCCCCAUCUCUGUCUCUCCAUCAAAUCCGGGCUGAUGUGCUCCGCGAGAGGCUGGAAAUGGAAGUGGUGAUGCUCUGGCUUUUCCCCUGGAUAUUUCAGUGCGUUUCAGUGCGGGCGGACUCCAUCAUCCACAUUGGUGCCAUUUUUGAAGGAAAUGCUGCCAAGGACGACGAAGUCUUCAAGCAGGCGGUGUCCGAUCUGAACCUCAAUGACGACAUUUUACAGAGCGAGAAAAUCACGUACUCCAUCAAGCUCAUAGAGGCCAACAACCCCUUCCAUGCGGUGCAGGAAGCCUGUGACCUGAUGACCCUGGGAAUCUUAGCCUUAGUGACAUCCACUGGUUGUGCCUCAGCCAAUGCCCUGCAGUCCCUGACAGAUGCCAUGCACAUUCCACACCUCUUUGUACAGCGCAACUCGGGAGGUUCCCCGCGCACUGCUUGCCACCUAAAUCCUAGUCUUGAGGAGGAAGAAUACACACUAGCAGCCAGACCGCCUGUCCGCCUCAAUGACGUUAUGCUGAAACUCGUCACCGAACUUCGAUGGCAAAAAUUCAUAGUAUUUUAUGACAGUGAUUACGAUAUUCGUGGGCUGCAAGGAUUUCUGGACCAGGCCUCUAGACUGGGACUUGAUGUAUCUUUACAAAAGGUGGACAGAAACAUCAGCAGAGUUUUUGCCAGCCUUUUUACUACCAUGAAAACUGAAGAGUUGAAUCGCUACCGUGACACAUUACGAAGAGCAAUCUUACUUCUAAGCCCCAGGGGAGCCCAAACUUUCAUCAAUGAGGCUGUGGAAACCAACCUUGCUUCAAAGGAUAGUCACUGGGUCUUUGUAAAUGAGGAAAUCAGUGAUAAUGAAAUAUUAGAACUGGUACACAGUGCUCUCGGGAGGAUGACGGUUAUCCGGCAAAUCUUCCCUCUGUCAAGAGACAACAAUCAGAGAUGCAUGAGAAAUAAUCAUAGAAUAUCUUCACUGCUCUGUGAUCCACAAGAAGGCUAUCUGCAGAUGCUGCAGGUCUCUAACCUCUAUCUAUAUGACAGCGUGCUCAUGUUGGCCAAUGCCUUCCAUAGAAAGCUGGAAGACAGGAAAUGGCACAGCAUGGCAAGUUUGAACUGCAUGAGGAAAUCCACCAAACCUUGGAAUGGAGGUCGAUCCAUGUUGGAGACUAUUAAGAAGGGCCAUAUAACUGGGCUCACUGGCGUUAUGGAAUUUAGAGAAGACGGCUCCAACCCCUAUGUCCAAUUUGAAAUACUGGGCACCAGCUAUAGUGAAACAUUUGGCAAAGAUGUGCGGAGGUUGGCAACAUGGGACUCUGAAAAGGGACUGAAUGGCAGCCUACAAGAACGGCGUCUGGGCAGUGAUUUGCAAGGACUGACACUGAAAGUGGUGACUGUCUUGGAAGAGCCUUUUGUGAUGGUGGCAGAGAACAUACUUGGGCAACCAAAGCGCUAUAAAGGAUUUUCCAUUGAUGUCUUGGAUGCACUUGCCAAGAAUCUGGGCUUCAAAUAUGAGAUUUAUCAAUCUCCUGACGGCAAGUAUGGACACCAGCUCCAUAACAGCUCUUGGAACGGCAUGAUUGGAGAACUUAUUAACAAGAGAGCAGAUAUGGCAAUCUCGGCUAUCACUAUAACACCAGAACGGGAAAGUGUUGUGGACUUCAGCAAGCGGUACAUGGAUUAUUCAGUGGGGAUUCUAAUCAAGAAGCCUGAAGAGAAAAUCAGCAUCUUCUCUCUCUUUGCUCCCUUUGAUUUUGCGGUGUGGGCCUGCAUUGCAGCUGCCAUCCCUGUAGUUGGUGUCUUGAUAUUUGUUUUAAACCGUAUCCAGGCAGUCAGAGCACAGAAUUCUUCACAUCCCAGUCCCUCUGCUUCCUCCACGCUUCACAGUGCCAUUUGGAUUGUGUAUGGGGCCUUUGUUCAGCAAGGUGGUGAAUCUGCUGUCAAUUCUGUGGCUAUGCGCAUUGUGAUGGGAAGUUGGUGGCUCUUUACCCUUAUUGUGUGUUCAUCCUACACAGCUAAUUUAGCAGCAUUUCUCACAGUAUCAAGGAUGGAUAAUCCUAUAAGAACAUUUCAAGAUCUGUCCAAACAAAUGGAUAUGUCUUAUGGUACUGUCAGGGAUUCAGCAGUGUAUGAAUACUUCAAAGCAAAAGGGACAAACCCUUUGGAGCAGGAUAACACAUUUGCUGAACUGUGGAGGACAAUCAGUAAAAAUAAUGGGGCAGAUAACUGUGUAUCGAACCCUUCAGAAGGCAUCAGGAAGGCAAAGAAAGGCAACUAUGCUUUUUUGUGGGAUGUAACAGUGGUGGAAUAUGCAGCCUUGACAGACGAUGAGUGUUCUGUGACCGUCAUUGGAAACCGCAUCAGUAGUAAAGGGUAUGGGAUCGCACUCCAGCAUGGCAGCCCCUACAGGGAUCUCUUCUCCCAAAGGAUCUUAGAAUUACAAGACACUGGAGACUUGGAUGUACUCAAACAGAAAUGGUGGCCGCGGAUGGGACGUUGUGACCUGAACAGCCACACCAAUGCACAGACAGAUGGCAAGGCACUGAAGCUUCACAGUUUUGCAGGCGUCUUCUGCAUUUUAGCAGUAGGCCUUCUUCUUGCGUGUUUGGUGGCAGCGCUGGAGUUGUGGUGGAACAGCAACCGUUGUCAUCAAGAAACUCCAAAAGAGAGCAGUUACAGCAUGGGCAGCAGCAGUGCAAACUUCCCUACGUUGUCCCACCAAUGUGCCUCAACUCUGACCUGGAGAGACCAGCUUUAGGGGUAAGAGAGUAGCUGAGACACCAUGCCCUUGGCCUCUCUGCUAAGACUGACAGCAAGGAUACUAAUUGGCACCAACUGAUGUUUUUGUGAUUUGGACCCUUGUCUAGUGGGCUGUGACCCAGCUCAUUCAACAUAACUGCCAUCAGAUGGCAACAAUUUUUGGUUACAACCAAUCUAGAUCAAAUUGGAGCAGGUGACUUAGUGAUUAAAAGUUAAUGAUCCCAUUAUUAAUACAGUACGCUAGGCAGCCACCAACACUGUUUAACAACUUUAUUUUUGGAACCUUUAAAAAAAAAUUAAUGACUUUUCUGAGCAAAUGCCUUUCAUAUAAAAUAUUUUACCUAGAACAAUACCAUUUGGAAUGACUUGUUUGCAAACAUUUUCUUGCAACAGUACAAACUAACUAAUAGUAACAUUAUGGUAGACUAAACAGUCCAUAUGCAGAGCUAUCUUGCAUGAAGCAUGUAUUUAUUUGCAUCAAUUAAAAAGUUUAACAAGCUAACCUCUGGGAAUUUUUUAAACAUUGAGACACUUGCAGAUUCUUACAUUUUGAACAGAUAUUUAUUACAGGCAAGCUGUAUCACUGCUGGAAAAGAAUACAAAGCCCAUCAAUUCCAAUCUUAAUUUCUAGGAGUAUUACAAUAAUUGACAUGCCUACUACACAUAAACAAUUGUGGCAUAUGGAAUCUGAAAAUAUAUGUUGUAGUCUGUAAUGUUAUCAAAUAUUUGUCACUAAGAUUCCAUUCUCUGUGUUCCCUCUUCACCCAUUUUAAUUCAUCCGCAAACUGUUCAGUGAUAAACAUCCAUAUCAUGCUUGUGGGACAAACCUGUGAAGUCACUUGCACACAACUCCACGAUGUAUAUUGCUGAAAGGGAGCCUUUUGAUAAUGGAAAUUUUGUAUCCAUUUUGCUUAGCACAGUAUAGCAUUUGGAGAGCAUACACAGUGAGGACAAAUAGCUUUGCCUAUAAAGACAGAUACAUUUAUAUUUUUGAUGCACGGCUUUAGCCUUUCCCUUAGUACACUGUAGACCUCAUCCCCACUAAAACUGUGGAGGGCUACUCCACAAUAAGGCCCAUACCCUGUAAGGGAGCUCCAUGCAGGGGGACCUCCUCACCUUUGCAGAAUACCUUACAGGAUCAUGGACAAAGGUGGUAACUAUUCAAAGUCCACUAAUAUUAGCCAUAUUUGGGUGUGAUGUACUCUGGGUGUAUUCUCCUUUCAAUGCUCAGGGAGUCCAAUGCAUAAAUCUUUGCAGACUUAAAUGAGCAAUACCCAAAAAAUCAGAGACAAAAACAGAAAAGGUAAAGUAAGUGUUAGAUAAGGUCAGUCAGUGAUUUAAUUCAAGAUAUCCCAAGCUCUAUUUUAUUUCUCAAAAAGAAAAGGAGUACUUGUGGCACCUUAGAGACUAACCAAUUUAUCUGAGCAUAGCUCACGAAAGCUCAUGCUCAAAUAAAUUGGUUAGUCUCUAAGGUGCCACAAGUACUCCUUUUCUUUUUGCGAAUACAGACUAACACGGCUGUUACUCUGAAACCUAUUUUAUUUCUAUUUCCCAUUCCUUGGGGAAGGAUCUGUGUCUCUUAUCUUUAAUGUUCUGCUUCCUUUGCUCCUGCUUCACCUUAUUUUCUUUUUCUUUUUCUGUGUCUAACUGGAAUUCUUAACAGCUUUCAUCAUUCCCCUAUCCCACUUUUCUUAAUCAGAAAUACAAUGCUUUAGGCUUUUACUGUUCUAAAUUAUGGCUGCCCUUAACUUUCUUUCUUGGAAUGCUCAGGGUCUUAACAUCUCCACAUAAAAAGCUCUAAAAUACUUCAGCAGACUCAAAGAACAGAUGGAUGUAUGGUACAGCUUUACUCCAGGAAGAUCACUCAUCUGUGGGAAUAAGCAGAUGUGUGGGAGUAAGUGGUUUCAAGUCUGAGCCAAAAGCACUUCCAGGGUAGGGGUAAACAAGACGAAUUAAACUAAGAUAAGACACAGGAGAACAGGUCAAGAAAGUGAGGGUGUGUGUGGAGAGACUGGGAAAGGGAACAAGGAGGGUGGAGUCCUGCAAGAAGUUGGUUUUAAUUUUAGCAGAGAGAGGGUACUGCAUGGACAAAAUAUGGGAGACUUUUCCAGAUGCAGGUGGCAGAAUGGAUGAAUAUACAAAGUUGAGAAUGGGAGAAGGAGAUGAAGGAAUCAGUAAUGAAAGGUGUUGGAGAAGUAUAAGGAGCAGGCAUGAGGUAGAAGGAAAUGAAAAUAGUGAUUAUGUAAGGCCCUAAGAAGAAUACAAGGAGCUUGAAUUUAAUGAAAUAAAAUGCAGGAAGCCAGUAAAGUGGUUCAAGGAGAUGGCAUAAAAAGGUCAGAGCAACCAGAGAGGAAGAUGACUUUAGCAGGCACUCAGAUACCAUACUUCUCAUUAUUGUAUAAAUUCCCAGCUGGAUUAGGUAGAAGGAGCAUUUUGGAUGCACUAGAAGAUGAAGUGAGAAAUAGGAUUGAUGAAGAGGUGUAGGUUCCUGUAGUCAAGGUGAGAAAUGUCCACCAAGGAUGCAAGUGCAAGUAGUUGGGACAGUGAAAAGAGAAUAUUCUGAUAAUGUUAAAUAGAAAGAUGUUUCAGCGUUAUGAAGGGACAGGAUAUGGGGGAGGAGGAGAAAGAGGUGUCAAAUAUGACACCAGGGUUGCAGAUGUAGGAAACAGGAAGGAUAAUGGAGUUGUUAGUAGAGUUAUAUAAUCAUCAGCAUUUCUAUGGUGCCAAUCACUAUAAAGUAUAAACACAUGGAUUACAGAAAACAGUGAAAUCUGUCCCACUAGUGCAGUCAAUAUACCAUCCGGUUCUGUAGUUUAAUUAACAGCUUCUAACUUUGAACACACUGCUGGAUUUUUCUUCUCUUCUGCUUUUUGGAAGGCUUUGGCAAAGACAUGUGACUUGCAAUGUGAGCUGAAAAUGGUGAGAGUUAGAUUUUUCUGGAUCACCCUUGGAAGAGUGUUCCAGAGUCUCAUAUGAGUGUAAGUACACACAAAUGGUCAUACUGGGUCAGACCAAUGGUCCAGCUAGGCCAGUAUCCUGUCUUCUGACAGUGCCCAAUGCCAGAGGCUUCAGUGGUAAUGUACAGAAGAGGGCAAUUAUGAAGUGAUCCAUCUCCUGUCAUCCAGUCCCAGCAUCUUGCAGUCAGAGGCCUAGGGACCCCCUGUGCAUGGCCACUGAUGGACGUAUCCUCCAUAAAUGUAUCUAAUUCUUUUUUUAAUUCAGUAUUAGUUUUGGCUUUCACAACAUAUACAGGCAACGAGUUCCACAGGUUGACUAUGCUAUGUGUGAAGAAGUACUUCCUUUUAAACCAGUAAAAUAAAGAGUGAAAAAUCCAAACUAUUGACCGCUUUGGACUUUCAGUUAGACUAUUCUCUAUCCCUUUUGAAAAACAGAGCAGUUGAAGAGGGUUAGUCUCUGGUUCCCUGAAGAUUAUACUUGGCUCUGCUAGCCAUAGGGUACUGGGCAAUGAGUUUCCCUGGCUUGUCAAACAAAAGAGGCAAUCCUUCGGAUAGUAUGACCUUAUCUCAUUAAUGGGUUUGUAAAUCAGUUCUAGACACUUGUAGUGAAUCCAGGAUUAAAUCAGUUCUUGUUGAAAAGCACUGGCAUAACAUGAAUGGUAUGAUCCACUCAGUAGAUGGAACUCUACACCAACUCCUGCUUAUUUGUGAACUUCUGAUCUUGGCCCAGGAAGAGGGAAAUAUUCUAAAGGUGACAAGUGCACAAACCACUUUGGCUAAUUCACCAGAGCAAUGGAUGGAGUCUUCUUGCUACCUGGAGAGGGGAGAGAUCACUUUUAGUAACUGCUGCAGUUUGUGCUUCUAGAGUCAGUACCGAGUCCAGCAUGACCCAAAGGCUGUGUGUUAUCUUGACUUCAGCUGAGGAUGAAGUACUGAUAUUUGCCAGUUCCUCAAAGCAUUUUCCUCUUCCACUUAGAAUCACAUUGGUGUUUUCUGGGUCAGGUGAGCCUGUUGUUCUUCAUGUACAUUGGAGCAAUCAAGUACUCAGAUAUUUAAAUGGUAUAAAUUAUUAUAGAGAGAAGGUGGGUGAAGUAAUAUCUUUUAGUGGACCAACUUCUGCUGGUGAGAGGGACAAGCUUUUGAGCUUUCACAGAGCUCUUCUUCAGGUCACCUUGUCUCUCUAAUAUCUGGGAACCAACAUGGCUACAACACAGCAUACAUAAAUAAUUAAUGUACUGGUAACACAAACUCGUUUGUGGAAAGGAAGACUUGCCUAUGAUGAUAUUAGAAAAAAAUUAUAUUUGCACCACAAUGCCAGAAUCUUCCAGUAGGAUGCACAUUUAUAGUCUAUUAAUGCUCAAAAGACAUUUAGAAACAUUUAAAUGGCCUUGAUUACUUCUAACUUUGGGGAAAUUAUAUUUGAUCUUCCUUCAGUGAGUAGAUUUUCUAGAAUUUAUAGACAAUCUCUUCUAACUUUGACUAGAUUUUCUGCAAUGUAUUGUUCCAAUUAUUUUCAGUGGCCAGUCCUCUUAUCCUGGUCAUGAAUAUCAGAGCACUUCCACAAAUCUUUGGAUGCAUCAUAACUUGGCCCAUUAAACAGAAGUGUGUAUUUUGCACCAGUGAUAUUAGGCUGUUUCUUACUGAUCCACAAUAGUUUAUAUGUAAUAUUUUGGAUACUAAUAUUAUCUUUAGAAGCUUUUUAGUCAGUUAAAUGAGUGAAAAAUCCAAACUAAUGACCAUUUUGGACUUUAAACUAGAUUAUUCUCUGUCCCUUUUGAAUAACUGAGCAAGUAAUGUAUUGGUCCCCGACCUCUAAAGUGUGUCUGUCAGUGUGGUCUACAUUAUAAAUUAAUCACUUACAUAUAUUGAAAACAGAGUCUCUCUCUCAUAGUAAAAGAAAUUCAGAAAAUGAAUAGUGUCUCUGUGACGGGGUCCCCAGGGUGCCACCUGGCUUUUGGGACUGCUGAGCCCUCCAAACCCACCAACCUGGGUUGGCCCUCACACUGUGAUGCUAAUGUCAAGUUGCAAACCCUUGACAGGCACUGCCCUUUACACAGACAUACACAGGCAUGGACGCCCCUAACUUUGAUACAUGAAUGAUUUCCCAGUCACUCAUGAACCAUUAACAGGGAGGCUGCAGUCAAUUCCCCCCAGCUCCCCAGCCUCGCACCCCAGAACUGUACUGUCUUGCACUGGUCAGAAGCCUGACCAGUGUAAUUUCGUUAUUUAGUUCACCACUUCUUCAUAGGAAAGUGGACAUGCACCCCAGCCUUUGUAACCUGAGCUGAGAUUUCCUAAGCACUUUACACAAACUCACUUAUAAGGAUACAACAUUAAAAUAUGUUUAUUAAAUACAGAAAGAUAGCUUUUAAGUGAUUAUAAGGGGUAGGCAUAAUGGUCAAAGAUAGUUAACUUAAGAAAAUAAAAAGUAAACAUGUUUGCUAAAUCCUAAACUUUUAGUCUAACCAAGAGUUGAAUCAAGCAGCUUUUCUCACCCUGACAGAUGGCACAAGCAGGUUUCAGUUCCCCAAUACACAGACUGAACUCCCUUUUCAGCCUGGAACCAAACUUUCUUAGUUCAAAGCUUUUGUCUUCCAGAUGUGUUCCCAGAUGUUGAGAUGGGUGGAAGGGGCGGAGACAGGCCAAGUGAUGAUAUCACUUUCCUUCUUUUAUACUGUCUUCCAGCUUGCUGGAAAGAUCCUUGCUGUCACAUGGGGAUCAGGCAGUCGCCAUCGGUCAAGCAGUCUCCAUUGCAUAUGUGAUCUCUCUGAGAAGUCUCUGGGAUAGUGGUUUCUUUUCUUGAUGGGUGUUGAUGGGCCAUUGACCCUGUCUGGCUGUUGCUGGCUACUCCUUUGUUGUAACUGAAAGGCUGGUUGUGGGUGUUCCCAACUUCACAACGUAUUUCAGUAACACACAUAGCAAUACUUCAUAACUUCACGUACAAUGAUAGUACAUACAAUCAAAAGGAUAUUAAUGUUCAACAGAUCAGGACUUUUGAAAUGAUACCUCAGAAGGUAUAUUUUCUAGAAAAAUAUCAUAAUAUCAUCACAGUGGUGAAUAUGGUGGUUCCAGGGUGCUAAUUUGACGUACAGAGGGUCAGAGCAUCCUAAGUCCAGUAACUUUUUAGUACAAUUGCUGCUCAUGUCUUUCACAAGCUCAACAAACGAAUAUAAUUUGGGUCAGUCAAUUUGUGAGGGCUUUCCCACAACACCGAGUCUUGGCUAUUUUUCAAUUUAUUUGACAGUCUGAAAGAUGGUUUCCAAAUGCUCACUGCCAUUAUGACCCAACAUGGCUGCUAACUGUAAUAGACUUAGCAGGCUCCAUCGAUACUUUAUCAGCUAUGUCUUUCUGCCCUCAGCUAUCCCCCCAGAAGAACAAUUCUCUUGUGCUAUCUUCAAAGUCAUCAAACCAUUGUAGCCCCCCCUCCCUUUUUUCCAUAUCAAAUGUUACACUCUAGAAUAACUAAAACUUUGAAACUGAGAAGAAUAAAAAAGUCAACCAUGGAAAUCCUGUAAAAUUCUCUGUGUGUGCAAUCUAAUCACAGAAAACAAAUUAUGUGACAUCUUCACAUUAAGGAGAAUUAGCAACUUUAGACUAAUCAUUGACUUUCUUCAGCUAUUUACAGAAUGAUUCCUUUGCCAAGAACUGAAAUGUAUUGCAUCACUUAUAGAAGAUAAGAUUGACACAUUGGCCGUUAAGCCACAUCUUGCCACUAUUACAACUUGCUCAUCAAAUUUCUCUUUCGAUCGUUCCUUAUCUAGAACGAAGUGGACUAUAAAACAUAAAUGUAUUUAAUCUGAAGAGACUGGAACAUGACACAAAUCACAGUUGUAAUGCUGGUGUACAUGGAACCUUAAUUUCCUGCUAGCUAGGAAAUUACGUCAUUUUCAUCUUACUCAAUUGCAGUUAGAUAUUGCAUCAUCUCUCUCCUUUAAGGACCCUAAGGAUCUUUCAUACCAUAUAUUUGCAAUUCUUUAACUAUCACAGUGUGAAUUAAAGCUGCUUGGUUUAUAAUUUCUCAUCGUUUUAAUCAGCCAGUGUAAAAUCAUUCUACCGAGCAGUCUUUUUCUUUCUCCUGUCCUCAGUGUUCUCCUUCUCCUCUAUUUUUCAGAUUAAGGAGGCCGACAUCUAAUGCUCUGUCCACAGCAGGAACAGAAUUGUACUAACUGACUCAUAUAUUUGUAACAGCAUCAUGUCAUCAUUACUGCUUUCACUCUGUUUUCAACAAAAUAACUUCAAUAGAUACUAUUGCAACCCCACAAGUCAUCACUCUGCAAAACUUUCUAACUGUGCAGGAUUGAGGAAGGUGAUGAAAUUGCCCUGAAAUAGUCACAGGUAAUUUGGUCUGUGGAGAGGGGAUAACAAAAAACAACCACCUAUCUCUCUGGACUGGGAUGUGCAGCCUUAUAUCUUCUGCCUUAAGUUUCCCUAUAGUGCAUCAUAUAUCUCUGCUGGAUGAGGACACACCUAUUUUAACCUACCUCAAAAAAUCUGCACUUACAGCUUUAGCUUUUUAGUCUUUCUCUUUGGAAUUGGUAACCUGAAACCCACUGUAUCUCGGAAAUAGAAAUAUGAGAUUAUUAAUAUGAUCAUAAUGGGUCAAAGAUGAUUACUGCUGAGAAUUCUAAUCAGGAUCAAGUUUACCUCGCCUCAGAUCUCCAACAAGAUAUUAUUUCAUAGGCCCUGGCACAUUUUCCGUAUGGUGUCAGCCACCUUUUUGGUUAUUAAAGGUUCUUAUACUUACACCAAUUUUUCUCUUCCUUUAUUCUUUCCUGUUCUUACCUUUCUUUUCUUCUCCACUUGCCUUCUUUCUGCUGCUAUCUUUUUUCUCUGACUAUUUGAUUCCCCCUUGGGACAGUUACUUCUGAUGGUGAAAGAAAACACAAGAUCAUUGAACUGACAUUUUAUUUUCCCUUCAUUGUAUGUUCUUUAUAUUUUAUGUUGUUUUUUAAAUUAUUUUUAUGUAUUUUGACAUGUCUGAAAUCUUUGUACAUUUUUUGCUCAGUUACAUAUAAAUGAUCAUUUGUUUGUACAACUGUAUUGUACUCUACUUUUUCUAAGAAUAAAUAAAGUUUUUUGAGGGGGAAAUUUAAAUAAUACAAACAUUGGCAAAAUAGUGCAUUGUAAUGCCACCCAGAAAACACAGCUUCAAGACUAACUAUGAACAUAAGAACUGGCAAACUUCACUUAACUAGCAGCUUUAAACCAGCAAUGAGGUUUCAGAAGCAACCAUCAAUCACUCCAGGCUGCAAGGCUUCAUGCUGUUAUAUGACAAAACACAAAGCUUGAGGGAGGAGGUACAGACAAAAAGAAGAGAAAAAAUAUCUGUACUCUCCCUUGUACAGAUAUUGAUAAAAACUGAGAAAUUAUGAGUUAAACAGCCGUAAUACACUCCUUACUGAUUAUUUGAACAAUUGCAAUAUAAAUGGUCUGAAAACUCACCUCUUAUCUGAGCAGAACCAGAUAUUCUGCAAUACCUAGUCACAGCAAAUGGGCAGAUCAAAAGCCCAUGGAAGUCAAUGGGAAUCUCAC
Chelonia mydas (Green sea turtle) is the source of this 11503-nucleotide messenger RNA. RefSeq names its product glutamate ionotropic receptor delta type subunit 1 (gene GRID1). Gene Ontology annotation, molecular function: glutamate-gated receptor activity; transmitter-gated monoatomic ion channel activity involved in regulation of postsynaptic membrane potential. The transcript has 16 exons. The coding region runs from base 319 to 3012 and encodes 897 amino acids. Gene Ontology annotation, biological process: modulation of chemical synaptic transmission; monoatomic ion transport; synaptic transmission, glutamatergic. Lineage: Eukaryota; Metazoa; Chordata; Testudines; Cheloniidae. Gene Ontology annotation, cellular component: postsynaptic membrane; plasma membrane. The record is from RefSeq and is a predicted model, not a curated record.